CGCAACGGUUGAAGAGAUGUGGCGGUAGUGGGGGAUGGGCAUGUUGCAGUCAAGAUGGCUACACGAACAUGACAGCAAGUCGAUACGUCCGACGUCAUCAACAACGCUGAAGAAGCUUGCAUGGACAUGUGCCAGCUUCAGUUUGGUCUUAUGUGAGCAUCUGAUCCGCAAGGCAAGUACUGACGCAUUUCAGCUGAGCCACUCGCUCUUUUGCCGGUGGAAAAGUUCGCGAGCUCAGAAGACGUCACGCCGAACUUUCGUCGCGAAUCUCGAGCACAGCCCAGUGCGUGCCGAACAAACGAGGCUGUCGUCGUCCUCUGCAUUGCGAGCGCAUGCAGCCAGCAGCCACGCGAUUAAUACACGCAACGGAAUCUUCUCCAAAUCGCGGACGCUAAUGGACUCAUCGAAAAAAACAAAGAGGUUGUCGGAUUGCCACCGGUCAACUUUCCGAUCUCGAGCGCCUGGAUUCUGCCGCAACACGAUCGCUAGCUUUUGUGGGUAGACAGCGCUGUCAAAAUGCGGUCUUUCCUCUUCAACCUGUCGUUGCCAGCCCAGCCGUUGCCCGCACACACCGCAUUUUGCAGACCAGCUGUAACCACCGCGCUUCUAUUGUGAUCGUUUUGACAUUCACUCUGCUUCCGCUUGGUGAAGCGACGUAAAAAAUAAACAACAAGGCGAUUGAUCUACGAAUUAGGCACAGACUUCACUUCUCCUUUUGCCUUGUUGCUCACAGUCUGCGACCUUCCAUCGAACAAUACACCACCCACCACCUAACAAUGGACGUUGACAUGUGUCUCCCCACCUCAGGGAGAACUCGGCGCCGCGCUCGUCCUACCAGCACUCGUUUACCCGUCAAGUCUUCCGCGCUACUCGCAGUUCUACUUACACUGGACAAUGUCAACGGCCAGACGCUGCUUCGAGGCCUGAAGACGCCUCUGGAUGUCCAUAACGACGUACAGCGACUGCUGGCAGGAGGAGACGAAGAGGGAAACCCACACUGCAACAACUCGGCCUCGUUCUUGGGGGUAGGCAACACUCAAUGCCUGCACGAGAACCUCCGCACUGCCGUGUUUCUACUGACCGUGAUCGUGGCCGUGUCGAUCGGGGUGGACCGACUUAUCCACCACAUUCGCGCCGCCAUUAAAUGUCCGCAGCUUCGUAAGAUCGUGAACCGCAUCUUCGAGGAAGUGAUGAUCUUGGGCUUCUUGUCCAUGGUAAUCUUCACGCUAAACACGAGUGGAGCGUUGAAGUCUUUGGCGUUGAACAACCUCACGGCGUCGGAACAACUGCAUUUCUACGAGUUCUUCCACUACAUCGUGUUCCUCACUAUGAUCUACUUCAUCGUGAUUGUAUUACUACUGCUUUUCAUCGGUACAGUCGUACCAAAACUCGUCUGGGAGAUCAAAAACCACCCGGAUCAAAGUCGCGAGAGCAUCAGCGACAUCCACGACGACACGUACUCCUCACAAUACCCCAGUUUUAUCGGCAGUGACGACUGCGGCGGCACCCGUCGCAUGCGGCAUUCCUUUAUCCGAGACGCGUCCUCGUUGGCUCGCGAUCUUAAUCCUUACAGCUCAGGAAGCAGCUUCAUGGACGAUGGAGAUCGCACGCUUGACACGCCGUCUGACGACUGCUACAUUGCCAUGCGCGGUCGUCAACGCUCAGACGCAGACGGAGUGAAUCGGAUGGGUAGAGCGAGAGCUCCAUCCGGCAUGGAUCUGGUCAUGGGAUCGCGCGCGUACAGUCUCCUACUGCAGAGAUAUCAAAGGGAAGGCUGGUGGUUCCACUUCAACAUCCGCAAGCAGUGGAAUCUCUGGAAAAGUUUUGAAAUCCUCGCGUACAACAUUUGUCAGAACCGGAGUGGCUACAUUUACAAAAACCCAUUGGAGAUGGAGCGUUUAUUUGGCGUCCGACCAACGCGUUGGGCUGAACAAGAGCAAGAGACCGAGGAAGCCAAGAACCGGAUGACAUACGCCAAGUACCAUGUGCUCUGUAUGCGCAACCUGCUGUACCACAUGACGAACAUCCACCCAAGUGCGUUCCUAAUCCUGCUCGUCAUUUGUCUGCUGCCGUCAUUUUUUCCCAAUCAAGACCACUGGAUCUUCAUUGGCGUUGGAGGCUUGCUGUUGCUAGUGAACGUCGUCAUCUUCUUCAAAGUAUUGAAGAUCUUACGUGGCAUCGUUGACGACCGUCUCCGUAUUAUCACCAACAGAGAUAUCCAAGCACGACUUGACAAGGUGAUCAAAAAUUCAGGAGCGCGUAACAAAAGUCGACCAAGCAAGCGCGACCAGAACUCUGAUGCUGACUCUCCUCCAGUAUCUGUAGAUGACUCGACCGAGGAGGACUCCAAUCCCGCUGAAUAUGGUCGACACAAGAAGGCUCCGAUGAAGUUCAAGGCCGCGGCUCUGGCUGUCCGCGCUGUAAUCCGCAUGCAGAUGUCAGCAUUGUGUCACCGACAGCUACACCACCACGACGAUCGAUUCUGGUUCAACAGUCCGAAGCUGCUCCUUCGACUCUUCCAGUUCGCGACAAUUGGUCAAGCUUUCUACUUGGUGUGGCUUUCGCUCGUGGAGAUCAGCAGUAUGACGAAUUCUUCAGCCUCCAAUGGUGGCGGAUCGGCGCUCUUGGCUCUCAUGGUGAUUUUCCCAGCGUUGUCGCUCUUUGUCAUCACUCCACUUACAAUGCCGAGUCUUGUGCUGGUUAUGAGCUUAACCGGUAUCUUUGUUGAUCUCAAUGCCAGCAAUGGCGAAGAGGAAGGUAACCACCGCAAUGUGACCCAGGAAGAAGUGAAGACCCACACGAGGAUCAUACGGCGCUCGUUCCUCAGAAGUCACUACAGUGAAGGAGCUGGCUAUCAACCGCCUCCUAUGACACCUCCACUUCUGCCCGCAGCGUCGCCAGCUUUACCAGAACCAAUCCCGGACAUGAGAAACUCUGUGGCUUCUCCGACAAACGUGUUUCUUCGCGUUUAUGACUCUCCAGCCGAUGCACGACGCAGCUCGGCACCAUAUUACCAUGGUAACAAUACCGGUAACAGCUCUAUCGGCCGUAGCAACUCGCUUGGAAACAACCCACUCACUCGCUGGAUGAGUCACAGUCGAUCGGUUGGCAGCAUCGGCAGUGCUGGUGGAGAUGACAAUGGAUACAGUUCAAGACGAGCAUUUAAUCUCGCAGCCUUCCAGUCGAUGAGCACCGUUAAUACGAUGCCUGUCGCGAACAAUAAUGAUGAGAACCCGGCAGCUCAAUCGGCGUCCUCCUUCUCUAGUAGCACAGGCAGUGGGUGCAGGAGUCCUAGACCAAACAGGAUGGAGCUCAACGUACCUGGUCCGACCAUGAACUGGAGCCAAGCAAACGUUGAGCCGGAAGUACAACUCGGCAACAACGCUGCAGACGACAACAACGAGCAAGAGAACGAUCUGGAACAGAUCGCCAGUCCCGUAUCGGCCACCUUCAAGAGCUACUGCUCCAAAUACGGCGGAUACCCAGACUUGUAGUAAGCAAGUCUACCGUUUCUAUGGUGUCUGUCGUGCUAUAACAAAUCAAAUAACAAAUAAGAAUCACAAAGGAGACAUUACUAUCAACGCAGAACUCACAUAGACGCUCGCUUCUGCGCUUUUGAGUAGGGAGCCAACCAUCAACAAGUGAGUGAGGAAAAUGAAUUUCUUUAAGCCCU
Messenger RNA from Phytophthora nicotianae INRA-310, 3673 nucleotides. RefSeq lists its product as hypothetical. The transcript has a single exon. Bases 777 to 3494 code for a protein of 905 amino acids. NCBI's taxonomy places the organism in Eukaryota, Oomycota, Peronosporomycetes, Peronosporales, Peronosporaceae. Gene Ontology annotation, cellular component: membrane. Gene Ontology annotation, biological process: defense response. The record is from RefSeq and is a predicted model, not a curated record.